CCAGAUUGCAGCUACCAGAAACGUGCACCUAUAAACACUUUACUUGAGAAAGUUAGUUGGGAAGAUAGAACGCUUUUGUAUAUAACUCCAAUACCCACUACAAUAUUUUUCACAAAUAUUACCUGCUCUUCUUCAUAGUUAGUGAUCGAUCUUGACAGAUUCAUACACAACACAGUCAUGGGCGGAGAAGCUGAAACCGUGUGUGUCACUGGUGCAGCUGGGUUCAUUGGGUCAUGGCUGGUCAUGAGACUGCUAGAGGCUGGUUAUACGGUUCGAGCCACAGUCAGAGACCCCGAUAACAUGAAGAAAGUGAAGCAUUUGCUUGAAUUGACAAAUGCCAAGACACAUUUGAGUCUAUGGAAAGCUGAUCUUGCUGUAGAGGGAAGUUUUGAUGAAGCCAUUAGAGGAUGCACUGGUGUGUUUCAUGUGGCUACACCUAUGGAUUUUGAGUCCAAGGACCCUGAGAAUGAGGUGAUAAAGCCAACGAUUAACGGAGUAAUAAGCAUCAUGAAAGCCUGCGCUGAAGCGAAAACUGUGCGAAGACUGGUAUUCACAUCAUCUGCAGGAACUGUUGAUGUUAGAGAGCAACAGCAGUCUGAGUAUGAUGAGAGCUGCUGGAGUGACUUGGAAUUCGUUCGGUCUGUAAAGAUGACUGGCUGGAUGUAUUUUGUGUCAAAAACAUUGGCUGAACAAGCUGCUUGGAAGUAUGCCAAAGAGAACAACAUUGAUUUCAUCAGUAUCAUACCAACUCUAGUGGUUGGUCCAUUUCUAAUGCCAUCAAUGCCUCCUAGCCUUAUAACUGCACUCUCACCAAUCACAGGAAAUGAAUCACACUAUCAUAUCAUAAAACAAGGACAAUUUGUGCACCUGGAUGAUCUCUGCAAUGCUCAUAUAUUCUUGUUUGAGAAUCCUAAAGCCGAAGGCCGAUACAUUUGCUCCUCACAUGAAGCUACCAUUCUUGAACUUGCAAAAAUGCUCAAACACAAGUACCCUGAAUACAAUAUUCCUACCAAGUUCAAAGAUGUUGAUGAGAAUGUGAAGAAUAUUGUUUUCUCUUCUAAGAAGCUUAGAGACUUGGGCUUUCAGUUCAAAUACAGUCUACAGGACAUGUUUACUGAUGCCAUUGAAGCAUGCCGAGCAAAGGGAUUGCUACUACCUCUCUCGAACGUCGAUUCUGCUGCUGAUAAAAAUUGUGUCCAUGGAACCAGCUAGAAACAAAUAUCUGCUCUGCGCUGAAUCUGUUUGUUCUGCCUCUCAUUUAAUCUUGUGCUUUCUCCCUUAAUUGUGCUGUCUCCCCUAUUGUGUCAAACGCAGGAGUCACAUUUCCAGGAUCAUACAUGCCUGACAUU
This is a messenger RNA of Tripterygium wilfordii, 1349 nucleotides long. Its product is annotated as dihydroflavonol 4-reductase-like. Gene Ontology annotation, molecular function: dihydroflavanol 4-reductase activity. NCBI's taxonomy places the organism in Eukaryota, Viridiplantae, Streptophyta, Magnoliopsida, Celastrales, Celastraceae. Bases 178 to 1212 code for a protein of 344 amino acids. The transcript is spliced from 6 exons. The record is from RefSeq and is a predicted model, not a curated record. Gene Ontology annotation, biological process: anthocyanin-containing compound biosynthetic process.